Messenger RNA from Linum trigynum, 2479 nucleotides. NCBI's taxonomy places the organism in Eukaryota, Viridiplantae, Streptophyta, Magnoliopsida, Malpighiales, Linaceae. The record is from the annotation of a GenBank genome assembly.
UUAACUAGCUAAGCAACAAGCCAAUUAAAAAUCAGCUUAGUAAGUAGGAGUUAGGACCAUCUUCUUAUAAAAUUGCUUUCCAGAGGAAGCCAAAGGAAAGGAAUAACUAAAAAUAAAAUACAAUAGAUUACCAUUUGCUUUGCUCCCAUUUCUGUCAACAAUACCAACUACAAAAACCCCCCUCUAAGAGUCACUCUCCUCCCUCUUCCCCACCUUCAUUCAUUCAUUCUCUUCUUUCACGCAUUUCAUCGAACACCUUUCUUCCCCAGCACUUUUCCCCUUUUCACCAAAAUGGCCAGACCACAACAACGGUAUAGAGGCGUCCGACAGCGCCACUGGGGAUCCUGGGUUUCCGAAAUUCGCCACCCAUUAUUGAAGACCAGAAUCUGGCUCGGCACGUUCGAGACGGCGGAGGACGCGGCUCGAGCUUACGACGAAGCGGCUCGGCUGAUGUGCGGGCCAAGGACGAGGACCAACUUCCCGUACAACCCAAAUGUGCCUCAGUCUGCUUCCUCCAAACUCCUGUCGGCCAAUCUCACCGCCAAGCUGCACAGGUGCUACAUGGCCUCGCUCCAAAUGACCAAACAAGCUUCCCUUCAGCAGCAGCAGCAAGCUUCGAAGCCGCCAGCAGCUACUUAUGCAAAUGCCAGAGUGAAAACAGAGGAAUUGGAGCAAGCCCAGGAAACAGAGUCGAAUUGGGUGGGUGUGAAUUGUAAGAAUGUUCAAGUGGAGAGCAACCAGCAGCUGUUCAAGCCAUUGGAGGAUCAUCAAAUUGAGCAAAUGAUCGAGGAGCUGCUGCAUUAUGGGUCGAUUGAGCUCUGUUCUUCCGCUUCACCUCAGCCUUUCUAAAGUUCAGUUGCCCUGCCCUGCCUCUAAAGUUGGAGUCUUUAAUUAGCCAGCCAUGUGUGGCAGUGGUUUCUAACACUACCCAUUUGGCAAUUGGUCUGAUCUUUAACCCCAUUCUUCAUGGUCCUUCUCUUUAGAGAAGGUCCCCAUCUCUCUAUUUUAUCUCUGUUGCUAGCUACUGCUUAGCCAUAUAGACCUCUUCUGGGUCCUCUCUAGAAAAAGUGUCUACUUAGUAACUUCAUUCAUGUACAGUAGGUCAUAUCAUAUCAAUGUUGCUGCUGCUUAUCAUAAUUUGAACAUUUCCCCCUGCCUUAGGCUAAUGUCAUCACAAGUUAUGUUUACAAGGUGUGGCAUUCUAGCCGACCAUCUCUUUCAUUUUCUUCUGACUGGUUUUGGCAGCGAGAGAUUUGGUGUUCGAAUCGAGAAGAUAACUAAUGCCACAGAUAAAGGCAAUGAGUACGGGGGCGGUAUGAUGUCCAUUGGUGGGCGGUUCGGGUUCAUACUUGUGAAACAAGUAAAUUGUAGCAGAGAGACUUCAACAGUGUAGAGUCAAGGGGUUAGUAUGAACAUUGAACAGUCUUGUGGUUUGAAGGGAACAUAGCAGAGGAAAAGGUUACUGCUUUUCUUCGAUUGAGUGCCAUCUGCAGGCUUUCAGCUAUCACUCUGAGGAAGAAUGUGUAGGAACUUGGUAUUGCGGAUGGUAAAAUGGGGGAAACAAAGAGCUCUUUUCAGCUUUUGCUUCAAUUGGGAUGGGUGGGGACACAGCUUUUUCUUCCAACUUGAGCUUCUAAGCGUGGUGUGUGGAACAAAUCUGGUCUCCAUGUUCCAUGGGGAUUUUCUUUUACCUUCCAAGGUCAAGUGCUAUUUACUGUUUACCCGUGCAUCCAGUAACGCAUAAAAAGACACUGGCUGCCUCUGAAACAGAAGACUUCUCAAUAAAAAUUGUGGGUUAAUGAUAUUGCUAGUUCUUGUAUCGUAGUAUUGCGGAAAAAAAAAAAAACUAUCACCGUAGGCAUCCUACUUAAUCGAUUUCGAUUUUGUUGGGAAAAGUUCUAUUAAUAUUAUUUUUUGGUGGGUGUUUCCCAACCGAAGGGUAAUGAGUUUGAGGUUAAAGUGUUUCUUUUAAAAAAAUUAUGUUGUGGUUAAAAUAAUGAACCCGUGGACCGGCCAAAUCAAGGUUGUUCGUCCAAUGUAAUGUUUAACCGUUUAAAAAUCGUUCUGUUCAUUUCCAUCCAUCUAACACAAAUAGAUUGAACAACUAUUAUAAGCUUAUAAUUGGUUUGACGGUUCUACUAAUUGAGCCACCGAACCAUUUCGAUUCUUAUAACAAUAAUUACGAGUCAAAUAUCACCUGUCGAAUUAUCAUCCUGCUCCUCCUUGCUAUGGAGACACUACUCGAUUAGUUUGAUGGGUACAGAUCAUUUUUCCAACUUGUGUUUCCCCCCUUUUUUCCAUUUAUUAGUCAUGAGAGUGACCAAGAACAUUCAGAACAAUGAAAACCCCUUUUAUGAAAUCCUUUUCAUGGUUGGCGUUUGAAACGUUUUUGGAUUCAUGGGAUCUGAUAGAAGGCUAAUUGGGGACAUAGAUUCCUGGGUGCUACAAAAUCCUUUCAUAAGAAAAUAAGGUGCCAGUU